Molecule: messenger RNA, 2763 nt
Organism: Fusarium sp. VM40
Lineage: Eukaryota; Fungi; Ascomycota; Sordariomycetes; Hypocreales; Nectriaceae
Source: the annotation of a GenBank genome assembly
AUGGCGGACCAUGUCCCUGUUCCGCUGGGCCCUGCGAAGCUGGUGCUCCUGGCUGUACACUUUGCGACGAUUGCCGAUAUUGACAGCUUGACUUAUAUAAUAAGUCAUCAUGCCUCAAUCCUACGGCCGGAGCUCGCCCUCCGGAUACUUCUUACAUACCUGCCCGAAACCCUCAGUCCUUCGGUCUAUGCACCUCUCGUACAAAUCAUAGUCACUGCUGAGUCGCCUUCACAAACAGUUUCCGGUCAUCAAGUCGAUUAUUCUCCUGUCGAUAGCUUCUCAGAUGAGCAAGCUUCAAGAAAAGUCAAGAAACUUCAUCUUCUUCCCCUCAAGACCACGGAUGGGCUUUUUGCACAUGAUGCUGAUCCACUCACCUCCUUCUUACUUUUGCGAGCAUAUAGAAUGGAUGAGGAAGCAGGCAUGUUACCUCAAGUCCCCGAAUUACUAUCUCCAUUUCUUCAGCUCUCUCCAGAACUCCACACUUGGAUGGUUUCAACAGUCAUUCCAUUGAUAAGAAGAAACUACGAGUAUUAUCCACAAAGACCUAUCCGGUUUUCACUGCUUGAGUUUCAGAAUCUGCCUGACAGAAUGGCUAUUGACUACCUACUCGCUGAGACUGGUGUUGUGGAAGAGGAGCUCGACCUGGCCGGUCGUGAUCUGGGUGGAUUGGUAGGGCCCUGGUUACAUAAUGACUCGCGUUGGAAACGUGAAGUCUUCAACGAGGAUAUCUCGAGUGACUCUGGCGCUUCCGAGCUGUCAUGUCCCGGAUGGGAGCAGGCCCUCGAGUGGCUCGUCUCUAAAGCUUCAACCUCCUGGCGAGUUGCUUUGAAGGCCGUCGAAUCCUGGGACGGGCCGUCAGAUAUCGAUUUAGGGAUUGACACUGGUUCCUGGCUCCAGGAAGCGCAACAACAAUACCUCGACCGGUCUUACGCCAGGGCCGUUCUGGCUUCGGCUUAUCUUGUUCCUGAAGCCGAUGUGGACGCUCUUGAGGGCGCGUUCAGGAUAUGCAAUAAAAUCAGGUCGCUCUUGGAUGAAGAUUCAGAUACAACGCUCCAAUCAGCAGUACAAAUUCUUGCGCCUGUGUCACCAUUUGACACGGAUUCAUUCGGUGGCAUUAAGGCAGCGACAUAUCUGCGGAACGACCUGUUGCAAAGUUCGAAUCCUUUCACAACCCCAAAGGAGGAAUCUCUUGACCUACUUCCUGCUCUAAUACAAAGUGCUUACCUUCUUACCUACUCCGGUGUUCCUUGUACGGUCCGUAGAGCUGGAGACUUGGCACUUAUUCGAGACCAGCAAGAACAAAAGUCCCAACUAGGGCGACUCAUCCGAAAUCUACCCACACGCGCAUCUGACGACGAUGACUUUUGGAUCAGAGCACGAAAAGAAAUCCUCUGGCUAUACAGUUGGGGAAAUGAACCUAGCUCCACUGGGGACAAGACUUUCCGGGGCAUCUUUGGCAAUGUACCCCUGGAUUUUAUAGAAACAGAAUUGCUGAAGGCUCUGCUUUCGCGGUCACGUUAUACUUUAGCAAGAACUCUUUACGAUCAAGAAGGAGCGGAUGCACCCCUCUCUGCAUCUACCCUGAUCAAUACUAUUCAAAACUCAGCUCUUGGGGCGUUCGACAAUGCGUCGAACCCAAAUCGUACAAGGGGAGGGCUGAAGAAAUGUGACGAGAUCAUCAAAGCUUUUCCAAAAACAAUGACUCAUACUCAUCCAAUCAGACAACGCAUCGAGGCGUUGCUAAGGGCUACCCACGCCUUGAGCGACUAUCGCCUGGUGCUCAAACAGGGCGAACCUUUCAGUCCUGUGGUACUUCGAGUACACUCUGAUCCAAUCUCGAUCAUUGAGAAAGUCCUAGAGCAGAACUCCAAGGCCUACACCCGUCUCCAGGAGUUUGCAGAAUUGGGAAGCAAUAUGGUCAAUGCGAACUUACCAACUUGUGGGAGGUUAGGCAAGCAAUCACCGACAUCUGAUGACCAAGAUGCUGCCCGGUCUAUGGUCGAAAAACGUAUUGUUUCUAUGUGCGUCGAAGCCGCUUUGCGAGAAGAUGACUUUGAAACUGCAUACUCCUACGUGGUCAGUCGCCUUGGUGUAGAUGAAAAGCUACGUGAGAUGCAAUCCUCUAGAAAUUAUGAUGAAUGGUCAUGGAAAGCAGCACUGGAUGCUGGCAAGUAUGUUCGCACAGAGAGAUCACAAAAGCCAACCCAUCUCGGCACGGCAAGUGGAAACCCCGAGAUUCGCCAUCUCGAACAGCGUAUUGAAUGCUUGGCGACGUCUUUACGCAUUGCGCCUCGUUCCCAGCUUCAGGAAGUCCUGAAGACCUUUCGCCGUUGCGAAGAACAAUUGGAUGCUGCAAUAAAGGAGGAGGCUGCCCGAGAAGCUGCCUGGGACGCAGAAGGUGAUUUCUCUGGCGUUCCGGGCUCGUUUGAUUCACCGGAUCCAGACAAGGCUUACCCUCCCCGUAACAUGACUGCCAGUGCAACCGCUCGUCAAGCUGAAGAGGCACCGAUGUCUCUAUUCGAUCUCUCCAGGGCCACGGCAAGAGUCGCAUCAAAAAACCUUACCGUCCUGUCAAACUUGCAAGGUUCUUUGCAGGACUCUUUCACAUCAGAUAAGACAAGCCCAGAAUCCGAGUCAUCCGAAUCCGAGUUGCAUGAGCAGAACAGAACAAGAAAGAGGGAUCAACUUCGAGAAGCUGCAACUGGUACACUGGUUUCGGGCGUAGGGUGGCUCCUCGGAGCGAACCCCAAUCGAUCCGGGUAG